AAAACUAAGGAAGGGAAGACAAGCUACAGAAGGCAGCGAAAUAUUGAUACGAAAAAUAAUAAGAGCAAAAAUCAUUCACCACGGCGACCAUAACGAACUCCGCCCUAGCAAUGAGCCAGCUGGGCACCGUCUACGCCACCAAGCGAAGGCGACGCAACGGCAAGAGCCUGAAGCCGCCGCCCAAGGAUGGCGUCACAAAGAGCAAUCCAUCAAAGCGGCAUCGGGAGCGCCUCAACGCCGAGCUGGAUCUCCUGGCCUCCCUCCUGCCCUUCGAGCAGAACAUCUUGAGCAAACUGGAUCGACUGAGCAUUCUAAGGCUGUCUGUUAGUUAUUUAAGAACCAAAAGUUAUUUUCAAGUUGUUAUGCAUAAGGAUAAGGAGGAGAACGGAGUCCUGCCCCACAUACACGCACACGACGGCUACAGGACACGAGAGCUGGGCGCCUUCGAGCACGGCCUGCUGGAUGGUGAUAUGUUCCUCCAGGCCCUAAAUGGAUUUCUAAUGAUACUGACAUGCGAAGGCGAAGUCUUCUUUGCCACGCACAGCAUCGAGAGCUAUUUGGGUUUUCAUCAGUCGGACAUUGUUCAUCAGUCGGUUUACGAGCUGGUCCACUCAGAGGACCGUGAGGAACUGCAGCGCCAGCUGCUGUGGAAUAGCUUUCUGCCCGCGGAUAUGUCCAGCAUGCAGCUGGCGGAGACCCUGGCGCCCGACAAGGCCCUCUACCUAGAACGCAGCUUCACCGUCCGCUUCCGAUGCCUGCUGGACAACACGAGCGGCUUCCUGCGCCUGGACAUCCGCGGCAGAAUCAAGGUUCUCCAUGGACAAAACCGCAAGACGGAGGAGCCGCCGCUGGCCCUCUUCGCCUACUGCACUCCCUUCGGCCCGCCCAGCCUACUGGAGAUCCCGCACAAGGAAAACAUGUUCAAGUCAAAGCACAAGCUGGACUUCUCCCUGGUGUCCAUGGACCAGCGCGGCAAGCACAUCCUGGGCUACGCGGACGCCGAGCUGGUCAACAUGGGCGGCUACGACCUGGUGCACUACGACGACCUGGCCUACGUUGCUAGUGCCCAUCAAGAGCUCCUGAAGACCGGAGCCUCGGGCAUGAUCGCCUACCGCUACCAGAAGAAGGACGGCGAGUGGCAGUGGCUGCAGACCAGCUCCCGGCUUGUCUACAAGAACUCCAAGCCGGACUUUGUGAUCUGCACGCACCGCCAGCUGAUGGACGAGGAGGGCCACGACCUCUUGGGCAAGCGCACCAUGGACUUCAAGGUGAGCUACCUCGACACGGGCCUGGCGUCCACCUACUUCUCCGAAGCGGACCAGCUGGUGGUGCCUCCGAGCGCCUCCCCCACGGCCCACGCUCUGCCACCACCAGUGACGCCAACGCGGCCCAACCGCCGCUACAAGACGCAGCUGCGCGAUUUCCUUUCCACGUGCCGCAGCAAGCGUAAGCUGCAGCAACAGCAGCAGCAGCAACAGUCGCAGCAGACCUCGCCCCUGGGUGGCCCGGUGGGCUCCCCUUCGCCGGCGGUGGCCGUGGAGUACUUGCCCGACCCGGCGGCGGCUGUGGCGGCCGCCUACUCCAACCUCAAUCCCAUGUACACCACCUCGCCGUACGCCAGUGCAGCCGACAACCUGUACAUGGGCAGCUCUAUGCCGGCCAACGCCUUCUACCCAGUCAGCGAGAACCUCUUCCAUCAGUACCGGCUCCAGGGCGCCGUCGGCGGCUACUACACGGACUAUCCGCACUCCGGUGGACCGGCCUCGGCGUAUGUGGCCAAUGGCUUCCUUUCGUACGAUGGCUAUGCCAUCGCCUCCAAGGCAGACGACAAGUGGCAGGAGACGGGAAAGUACUACAGUGGCUAUAGUAGUGGAUACGGAAGUCCCACCUCCACGCCACAGCAAAUUCCUCUGAAGACGCCGAAGUCCUCGCCCCAGGUAAUGGAAGUGAUUUCCUGCUCCUCGGACGGUCCUUCGCCGGUGGGUGGAACCACUCCCAACGGCGUUGGCAAUGCCACUCCCAAAGUGGAGCUCUCCGCCUCUACAGCCGGCGCUGCUGCUGUGGGUCAGGAUCCCUACGAGCGACAGACAGUGCUGAUGUGGGGCACCACCCACUCGAGCGGCAUCCCGCUGAACAGCCUGCAGGGCGGACGCACAGGCUCGGGUAAUCCGACCUCUCCCCAGCGGACUACGCCCCUCACCAACGGCUUGGGCUAUGCCGCCGCCAAUAACAACAACAACGAGCAUGAGCCGGCGACAGCGGCCAAGUGGAAUGGAACGAAGGAGCUGCCGGGAAAAUCGGCCAGCGCCAGUACUCCGGAGAGCUAUCAGUUGCAGCACGAUGACUCCGGGCUGUACUCUGCAUCCUCACACACCACCUCGCCGCAGCAGCAACAACAGCAGCAGCAGCCACGCGGAGUGGGUUCCAAUGUUAGCGCCUCCAGCAAUUCCCUUCCACACCCAGUUGCGGUCACCGGAGCCACGGGCAACAACACCACGGGCACUGAUCACCAGCCGGUGCACCCGCCGAGCUGCCACCAGCAGCAGCAACAACAACAGCAGCAGCAACACCACCAUGCCCACCCGCAUCCUCACUCGCAACAUAACCAUCAUCACCACCACCACGAGGUGGCGCAUCAGCACGGCAGCGAGAUCAUACUCGCCACACAUCAGCAGCAGCCGCAGCAACACCAGCAGCAGCUCGGCAGCUACCCGCUGCACCACCAGAUGGGAGUGGGAGUCGGAGCUGGAGCAUCGCCCCCGCCGCCGACGUCCCGCUCGCCCGUGGCCCUGCCGGCGGUGAGCAGCCUGCUCAAUGGAUCGGCGGCCGGAGGAUCCGUAGAAGCCCCCUACCAGCAACUCGGGCUCGUGUCCGCCCCGCUGGUGAUAUGCGCCGAGGAGGUGGGCCUGGGCAGGAAGGCGGUCAAGCAGCACGUUGUCCAGCACCAGCAGCAGUCCCUCCAGCAGCAGCAUGCUCUUUACCAGCAGCAGCACUCGCAUCACAACCUGCUGUAUCCGGCCAACAUAACGGCGCACACGGCCCUGGCCUAUGCCCCGUCCACCGCGGGGGGCACCUACGCUGACGGCAGUCCCCUGCUCUCGUUCUCGGAGGUGACCAACACGCUGCUGAACCAAUGAGCCGGCAGGAUCCACCCGAGAAAACCAGAGGCAGCUAAGGCAGAAGGUGGAGGAGGGAGCACAACCAUGUUCAACAGUUUUGCCAAAAUGUGGACUAUGACUAUCGUAUCUUCCAUAAUCUGAACCAGCACGGAACCAGGAUAAUAGCCAGCGCACCCCACUCCUUGGUUGAUUUUUCCAGCUAGCAGCGGCAGUGGCAGCGGCAGCGAAGAAUUAUGUUUAUUUUACUGUGAUAAUUUAUAGAUACAUUGCCUGGGUUUUAAAACAAAUCCUUAAACAAAUCCGAACGAAAUAGCCGCAAUACCCGCGUAUCCACAGCUCCAAUGUCAAAUGGGGUCAAGGUACUGCGAUCCUAACCAGCACAAAGUUGCGAAGCGAUGCCCUCGCCGCGACCCUCAAUUCAGUUGUAGUUGCAACCAAAGAUUUCUCUUAAAACUAUCAUUUUAGCAUAAUGCGGUGCAUCCAAUCCAAUUAGUUACAUUCCAGUUACACUCGGGAGCAGAGUAGGAUGAGCACAAGCUUGUGCCCACUUUCUGCGUCUAGGAGUGCUUAAGUAUAUGUAGCUCUAAGGGAAUAACAGAUGCUUGUAUCCAUAUUAAAUUAAUGUAUCUUUAGGCGUUUAGGGUAAUGCAAGAGAUAAAGUAAUUUUCAUGAUUCCUAUCGUUUAGCAAGUAAUCCAAUUAAUCCGUAAGCGGACAUAUCCGCACCCUUGUAUUGUAUUUUAUUGUUUAAACUUUAAAGUUUUCUUGGAAUUUCUAGUCGCCCGCAUAAAACAUUAACUUAUAAAUCAAACAAAUAUACGAUAUUAUAUGAUAUAUAUACUUUGAUAGUGUAAAAUUUCGCAAUUCGGCAGGCAAUACUGUACUGUAGCUCGUACUACUCGUAUAUUGAUAAUUGAAUUUUGUUAACCAGCAUGGAUGAUAAGCUAUCAAAAUUAACGCAUUAUAUUCUAGAAGUCCUAUACAUAUAUCCGAGCAAAAUGCAAAUCAUGAAUGUAGAUACUCUCUCAGCUAAUAACGGAAAAUCGUAUAAAAUUUCAAUUAUAAAUUUACGAAAUAAAUCUCGAGUGCAUGUAAAGCGCGUCUAUCCAAAACAAUCAGAGCAAAAUUAAUCU
Molecule: messenger RNA, 4251 nt
Organism: Drosophila bipectinata
Lineage: Eukaryota; Metazoa; Arthropoda; Insecta; Diptera; Drosophilidae
Gene: ss
Product: spineless
Biological process (GO): response to xenobiotic stimulus; xenobiotic metabolic process; regulation of transcription by RNA polymerase II
Cellular component (GO): aryl hydrocarbon receptor complex; nucleus
Molecular function (GO): nuclear receptor activity; transcription cis-regulatory region binding; protein dimerization activity
Source: RefSeq, a predicted model, not a curated record